CAUGUGCACAGGUAUAUGCAUUGGGCUGUUGGCGUUAGUCGUGGUGAUUUCUUGGAUCUACUGGGGUUCAAACAAACGAAAACUCAUCGAACUUAGAGAGAAAUUCUUUCAACAAAAUGGUGGGUUACUAUUACAACAACAACUCUCUCACAAUAAAUCAGCUCAUUCCAAGGAUACAACCAAAAUUUUCACAGCAGAAGAGCUGAGAAAGGCCACUAAUAACUACGAUGAAAGAAGGGUACUUGGGCAUGGAGGUUAUGGAACAGUUUACAAAGGAAUACUUCCAAAUAACAAGGCGGUGGCUAUCAAGAAGUCUAAAAUUGGUGAUCAAAGUCAAAUUGAGCAAUUUAUUAACGAGUUCAUUGUGCUUUCUCAAAUAAAUCAUCGAAAUGUGGUCAAGUUGCUAGGUUGUUGUUUGGAAACAGAAGUUCCUUUAUUAGUUUACGAGUUUAUUCCAAAUGGAACCCUUUCAGAGCACAUUCAUGAUACAACACAAUAUCCCUCACUCUCUUGGAAAAUGCGUCUCAAAAUAGCAACAGAAACUGCUGAGGUUAUUUCAUAUUUACACUCUUCAACAUCUAUACCAAUCAUGCAUAGAGAUAUUAAGACUGCUAAUAUUCUAUUGGACUAUAAUUACACAGCAAAAGUUGCUGAUUUCGGUGCUUCGAGAUUGGUUCCUCUUGAUCAAACUCAGUUGACCACUUUAGUGCAAGGAACAUUGGGAUAUUUGGAUCCGGAAUAUUUGCAUACUAGUCAACUAACAGAAAAGAGUGAUGUUUAUAGUUUUGGAGUUGUGUUAGCGGAACUAUUAACCGGUCAAAAGGCACUUUCUUUUUUUAGGCGAGAAGGUGAUCGAAAUCUAGCUCUGUACUUCGUUUCUGCUAUGAAAGAUAACAAUUUAUUCCAGGAAAUUCUGGACUCCCAAUUGGUUGAUGAGGCAGAUGUUGAAGAGUUGAAUGUGGUUGCCAAUCUAGCAAAACGUUGCUUGAAGGUGAAAGGAGAGGAAAGGCCCACUAUGAAGGAAGUUGCAAGUGAGUUGGAAGGACUACUUAAACACAAGGGGAUACAUCCAUGGGAGCAUAUAGAUUCUGAAGAGAGUGAGCGCUUACUCAAGGCUACUUCAUCAAAUAUUUAUAUGGGUAAGGAUAUCGAUGGCGAUUAUUCUAGUUGUAGCAAUACAACUUCUGGGGUUGAUAGCAUGAAUAUUGAAAAUUUAAAGCUAAAUGAACGUGUAGGGGAAAUAUUUAUUAAAUCUCUACAAUCUUGA
Molecule: messenger RNA, 1267 nt
Organism: Humulus lupulus (European hop)
Lineage: Eukaryota; Viridiplantae; Streptophyta; Magnoliopsida; Rosales; Cannabaceae
Product: wall-associated receptor kinase 5-like
Exons: 1
Coding region: 2-1267 (421 amino acids)
Biological process (GO): cell surface receptor signaling pathway; protein phosphorylation
Cellular component (GO): plasma membrane
Molecular function (GO): ATP binding; protein serine/threonine kinase activity
Source: RefSeq, a predicted model, not a curated record